Molecule: messenger RNA, 1874 nt
Organism: Cydia fagiglandana
Lineage: Eukaryota; Metazoa; Arthropoda; Insecta; Lepidoptera; Tortricidae
Exons: 1
Coding region: 60-1874 (604 amino acids)
Source: RefSeq, a predicted model, not a curated record
UACAGGUAAAUUUAAUCAAUGUGAACUUAAAAAAUAAUGGUUGGAAUAAUAUUUUAAGCAUGGGGCAUUGGCCAGACAUGUUUUAUAGUCUGAGUAAGUUAGCUCUGUUAACACAUACAAUAUCUAACAUUGAAAACGAAGAUCAUGAUAUAGAAGAUACAGUACCAUAUCAUUCAAAUAUUAUUGUUAUCAAUUGUUUAAACUUUGAAGAAUUUGAGCAGUCUUUAACAAAGACUACAGAAAGUCCGUAUUGGCAUCCUUUAGGAAAUGUUGUUGUUCUGUUUAGAACAAUUCAAAACGAUAUAACUAUAGCAAAAAUAUUCUUUAUUUUAUGGUAUUUCAAAUCUCCUAAUGCUGCAAUAAUACAAUAUGACGAUGACAAAGAAGUACUAUAUUUGUCAAGUUUUGAGCCUUACGUGUAUGAAAACUACACACUUCCAUUAAUAUUUGGAUGUUGGACUACAAAAAAAAUCGGCAUACCAAUAGAAGGUUUUCAAAAUGGAUUCGCGUGUGAAGAAGGAUGUUAUAAUGUAUCUUCCCAAUCAAAAUUUCGAGCUAACAAUCUGGGCACCUGCAUUGGAUUUUAUACUCGAUCGAUACCUUACAGUGAGUUAAAAAUUGUAACCAUUCUUGGUUUGUUUGAGCCCAAAGGCAAAAAUCUCCACGGGUUUCCUCUACGAGCAUUUACGACAGAAGUUAAACCAUUUCUUACAAUAGAAGAGGAAGCGAAUAAUACAUAUUCAAUUGGAGCUAGAGAUGGCGAGUUGUGGAAAGCUAUAGCAGAAGUCAUGAAUUUCACCAUUGAUCUAUCUCCGAGCGCUAGCGUAAUGAAACUACCAUUUAAUUUUGAAUUAAAUAUCCAACACAUUUUUUCAUUAGGCCAUAGGAAGGCAGAUCUUUUCCUUAUACCAAUAUAUCAAAUGGAUUUAAUAAUUGUAGCAUUGGAUCAAACAUUUAUCAUAGCUGAUAGUGGAGUUUGUAUAGCGGCUCCUAGAGCAGAAUUCGAAACUAUUUUAUUUGAUUUUAAACUCUUACAAAACAAUUACAUCAUGAUCAUAAAAUUCAUUUUUAGUUUUUUAGGAUCUUGGAUAGUGUUUUCAGUAUUCAAUAUUGCUGAAAAAGGUGACAUAAGUUUAGAUCAAAUAGGGAAGGAUUUCCUUAAUUGUAUACGAAAUAUUCUAAUUAUUUCAUUGUUAAAACCUCCUAAAAAGGGGUCUUUUCGAAUAUUUUUAGGCUUUAGUCUGUGGAGCUACUUCAUUUUAAAUUUCGCUUCUCAAGCAGCUAUUACUUCUUUCUUCACGGCUAUGAAAAAAGGAAAGGAAGUAGAAACUUUCGAAGAUGUAAUUGAAAAGGGAUAUAUUAUUGAAGGUAUGGCAUCCCCAGAUGUAGUUCUUCCAGAUACAGAAGAAACAUUCACAAAGAUCAAUUCGAAAUUAGUACCAAUUAACAAUUUAUUUACAUGUAUAGAAAGAAUGAAAAAUGAUAGCAGGAGGUUUUGUCUCAUAGAUUGUGAAGUGGGACGGUAUUUGGAGCGAAAUGAAUUAAAUUAUAAAGGCCAGCAGUAUUUACAUAUAAUUAAAGACAAAAUACAUAAUCACUAUUUAAAUAUGAUAUUUCCUAAACAUUCACCAUUGACGGAGCAUUUUAACAAACAUGUGAUGGCAAUAUUUGAAGGAGGUCUUGUAAGAAAAUGGGAACAAUAUCGUUUUAGUGAACUAAAACAAGAUAUUCCAGUGAAGCCUUUAGGCGUGGAAGAACUUUCAAGUAUUUUUAAAUGCCAUUUUCUUUUUUUGGGUAUUACUUUUAUGUUGUUUGUUGCCGAAGUAACUUUUGGUAAUUUAAACAAAAUUGUAAAAAGAAAGACACGUACGUAG